Molecule: messenger RNA, 587 nt
Organism: Acanthopagrus latus (yellowfin seabream)
Lineage: Eukaryota; Metazoa; Chordata; Actinopteri; Spariformes; Sparidae
Product: interferon a3-like
Exons: 5
Coding region: 48-587 (179 amino acids)
Biological process (GO): defense response
Cellular component (GO): extracellular region
Molecular function (GO): cytokine receptor binding
Source: RefSeq, a predicted model, not a curated record
CUGACCCACAGCAGAGCACCACUACUAUCAUCAUCAUCAUCAUCAUCAUGUUCAGCUGGACCAGCCUGCUCUUCGUACUCUGCAGCAGCCUGACUCCUGUCCUCUGCUGUGAUUGGCUCACACAGUACGCUCACCUGAGCAAUACCUCUCUGAAUCACAUCCGCCGCAUGGGUGGUCAGCUGACUGAUCAGGAGAGUCCAGUUCCCUUUCCAGAGAAACUCUACAGCAGGAUCAGUAAUGAAACGGUGGAGUCUCAGUUGGUUUUCAUCAGAGACAGUCUGGAGCUGAUUUCUGAUCUGUAUCAGCAUGACAACCUGUCCUCUGCUACCUGGGAUACCAUCGAGACUGAACACUUCCUGACUGUCAUCGACCGCCAGAUAGACGGACUCAACACGUGUGUAUCGACUAACAGCUCAGCAGACAGCAGGCUGAGGAAAUACUACAGGAGGCUGGAGACGUGUACUGUGUACCGCACUGGUGGCAGUACUGUGUCCUGGGAGCUGAUCCGGAAGGAAACUAAACUGCACCUGGAGCGGUUGCACAUGCUGGUGGCGUCCAUCAGGAGGCGCUCUCAGCAGCAGCUCUGA